ACGGCGUGCAGCUUCCGGCGACGCACCACCAGCGCGUGCACGCCAACGGGACGCUGACGAUCGCUGCGGUCACGCGGGCGGGUGACGAAGGCAGCUACUCCUGCACGGCGCUCGACAAGCAAGGCCGCUCUGACCAGCAGACGCUCCAUAUUCAAGUCAAAGUUCCCCCGAGGCUGGCGCACAUCUACUUCGUUGGGGAGAACAGCGCUGGAUUGCGGACCCAGGCCGCGUGUCUCGUGCUGGGGGGCGACACGCCCAUCACCCUCACCUGGUUCAAAGACGGCACCCAACUCGAGCAAACUUCCAACGUGGUCAUCACGCACGUUAAUGAGUUCACUUCACUUCUUGCCAUCGAGAAAACCAGCGGCGAAGACUCUGGCAACUACUCAUGCACAGCCUCGAACUCGGCUAUGUCGACCACUGUUUCAGCGCAGCUGACAGUCAGUGUGCCGCCCGAGUGGGUGCAGGAGCCUGAGGACGCGAGUGUUGCGCUGGGCGCGGCGCUGGAGCUGCCCUGCAGCGCCAAGGCUUUCCCCAGACCAUCAGUGAGCUGGCGACAACAGACACCCUCGGGUGGCUGGGGCGCCAUCAGCCAAAAGUACGGCGACCAGGACAAGCAGGAGGCCCCCUACGCCGUGACCACGGGAGACGACAGCCAGCGGCCAUAUUCAGGUCCAUAUCAGAGUGAAGGCAGAAGUGUACUGACGAUCGUCCGAGCGACCAGAAAGCACGAAGGCCGCUACCUUUGCCAAGCCUCCAACAAUGUCGGCAACGAACUUGCCAAGCUCGUCACCAUCACAGUCCUCGAGCCCCCCUGGUUCCCGGAGGGGGGGCGGGUGACGGUGGAGGUGGAGGCGGGGGUGGCCGCGACGCUCGAGUGCAGGGCGCGGGGCGACGCGCCGCUCACCGUUGUCUGGAGCUACCGCGGUGACGCCAUCGUGCCGUCCGAUAAGUACAAAGUGCAGUCUGUUCGUGAGGAGCUUGAGGAAGUUUCUCUUUUGACCGUCAAUGCUGCGUCUUCAGACGACAGCGGCUCGUACCAAUGCCAAGCAUCAAAUGUGCACGGCAUGAACACCUACACCGUUACACUCAGUGUGCAGGAUGUGCCGUCUCCUCCAACUGAAGUGAGUUUAACGGAAAUUGGGUCUCGCCACGUUAGUGUCAACUGGUCAACCACGGCGUCCAUCGCAGGCACUCUUACCAAUUACAUCGUGACCUACGCAUCUGACUCCAACGUGGCCGGGGAGGUGCGAGUGGCGAUGCCUCCUGCGCGCGUGGACGGGCUGGUGCCGGCGACGGGCUACUUGCUGCGGGUGGCGGCCGAGAACAGAGUUGGCCGCAGCGAGCCUUCCGCCGGUGUAAGGGUUGUCACCCUUGAAGAGCCGCCGUCGGGGCCUCCACUUAAUCUUAAAGUUUCAGGAAGAACAUCUACCAGCAUAAGUCUACGUUGGGACCCCCCACAACGCAACCUCAGCCACGGGGUCAUAUUGGGCUACCACCUCGGCUCCAAGGAGAACGGAUUUAUUAACGGAGCUGACGUGAGGCCGUACAAUUUCACCAUCGUUGCCCUACCUGGACCAAGUCAAUCGUAUCAAGAGCUUUCCAUUAUGGCAACUCCGGGCCUCAGUCCACCCCCCGCCUCUCCUGAGAUCGAUCCCACCAAUUUGUUGUUGUCUAGCACCAUGACUCUGGCGCCCACGGUUGUCGGCAGUGUAGUGGAAGUUACCCUGGCAGGACUGCGUCCCUACACUCGGUACGCGUUGGUACUUCGAGCUUUCAAUUCCAAAGGAGCAGGACCUUCGUCGGCUGCGGUCACGACGAGAACUUUGGAGGACC
Molecule: messenger RNA, 1836 nt
Organism: Hyalella azteca
Lineage: Eukaryota; Metazoa; Arthropoda; Malacostraca; Amphipoda; Hyalellidae
Product: Down syndrome cell adhesion molecule-like protein Dscam2
Exons: 11
Molecular function (GO): protein binding
Source: RefSeq, a predicted model, not a curated record